UUAGGGUUUACAAUUUGUGAAGCGAUUCAUCACCUUCUUCCCUUCCUCCUCUGAUAUUCUCUUCGCCGGAUUCCGCCGCAGCCCACUGUUUCUCUAACACUUUACAUGGCGCCAAAGAAAGAAAAAGCCCCUCCACCGUCCUCCAAGCCUGCCAAAUCCGGCGGUGGAAAACAGAAGAAAAAGAAGUGGAGCAAAGGAAAGCAAAAGGAGAAGGUGAACAACAUGGUGCUAUUCGACAAGGCUACUUAUGACAAACUUCUAUCUGAGGCCCCUAAGUUUAAGCUCAUCACCCCUUCGAUUCUAUCCGAUCGUCUUAGGAUUAAUGGAUCACUGGCAAGAAAAGCAAUCAAGGAUUUGAUGGCAAGAGGUGCAAUCAGGAUGGUUUCUGCUCAUGCAAGCCAGCAGAUAUACACCAGGGCUACCAAUACUUAGAACAAUUGAGUUAGUUUUAGAUUUCAUUUUUCAGCCUAUGCAUCAUCCGAUUUAAACCAAUUUUCUUUCUUUUGAUGACGAUUUGCUAAUGUCUAUUGUGUUUACUAUCCACAGUUUUCUGAGUGUUAUUCUCUUUAGAUGUUUUUGUUAUUUGUUGACUCUUUUAAAAUGCUAUGGGGUCG
This is a messenger RNA of Lactuca virosa, 614 nucleotides long. The record is from the annotation of a GenBank genome assembly. NCBI's taxonomy places the organism in Eukaryota, Viridiplantae, Streptophyta, Magnoliopsida, Asterales, Asteraceae.